Paramormyrops kingsleyae is the source of this 2085-nucleotide messenger RNA. Lineage: Eukaryota; Metazoa; Chordata; Actinopteri; Osteoglossiformes; Mormyridae. The record is from RefSeq and is a predicted model, not a curated record.
GGUAUGCGGUCGCUCCUAGUUUUUCCUAUGAUCUGCUGUGUGCAGGGCUCAGUUUGUAAAUCAGAAGUUACCUGAACGCGAAUGGAUGGGCGUGGCCGUGCAUGCCGCUGCAGUUAUUGAUGAAAGAUGGAUGACAAGCUGUGCCUCUGCGAAUGGAAAGGGCAGCUGUGGCCGGCAAAGAUUCUAAGAUGUGCUGCCCAGAAAUCCAGGGGAAAGAAUGAAACUGAGGUUGAAAUCCUGGGUGAAAAGGAAAGAGAUAAGGCUCCUCAGAGGAAGCUUCCAGUGUCUGUGAGGAAAACGACAGCUCAGCAGCCAAACCAGUCAUUAAGAAGGAGAUAUUGUGGAUACGCAAGGUUGUGGGUCCAGCAGAGUGAAACGGUGCCCCUGACUGAGCAGAGGAUUGAGACGAUCGCUCAGCAGCUGGGUCGCCAUGCUGCCAGAGAUCCGACGGAGGAACUGAGGUACCGCAAGGCUCUGCGCUUGGCCCUGAACAUUUUUGCCAAACGUGAUGGUCAGUGCUCUCCUGAGAAGGAGCCACUCCAGCCGUCUUCAUGGCUUUAUGCCGUUUCUGCUCAGCCGGCUGGGCGGGAGGGUCCAAUUGGUGCUGGCCAGCCGGUGGCUUGCUCUUCGCCCUUGCAACCUGCGGCGGUCCCAGCAAAGGCCACAGGGAGACGCAGCAGGAGUGGCUGGUUGGACCCGCGCUGCUUACAGCUGCAAUCUGAUCAUGAAACUGAGCUGGCGCCAUCUUCGGAUCCCCAGCCGCUACCAGAAAAAAGGCCAAGACGCGAGGGGGCUUUGGGAGAGGCCUGCAAGGCUUCCGGGAGCGUGUCUGCUGGAGAUGACCAUGUGGCUCGCCGCGGCCCCGUAGUGCGAACUGGCAGAGGGAGGCGGGCGAGGGAGCCGAGCGGGAUGAGUGUGGGAGGCAGGAACAGCGAGCGGGACAGAAGGCCACAUGGCGAUGGUGAGGACAUCUCAAGGACUACUAGUAUGGGGCCACUGAAGGGCCAGGCUGGGCUCAGAGGUGGGGUGACUGCACGCAAAACACACACUAGAAAGUACAGGGCCUCUGGGAGAAGAGGAGCCAUGCCCAGGGACCUGUCCCUGGCUCCGCCCCGGGACACACUAGGAAACGAGCUUCUGGAUAAGGCUCCCCGCCCUGUCCUCGGUCCUCAGGAGACCGUAUCCGAGUGUCCAGGCUCUGCCUCUGGCUCGCCUGAGCUGGAAACUCAGUGGAGGGCAGAGACCCAGGGAUGUCGGAGCACCAGAUCAGCCGGUGAGGAGCGACAGUGCCUGGGGCCUCGCUCCAAAGUGGUGGUGGCCAGAGACAAAGCCAGGCCUGGGGGCAGGCCACGAAAGGCAGCUGCAGAGAUGUUGGCUGGAGACAAAACCAGGCCCAGGGGCAGGCCGCGAAAGGUAGCUGAGAAGGUGGCAGCAGGAGUCAAAGCCAGGCCUGGGAGCAGGCCACAAACGGCAGUGGCGGAGGCAACGGCUGGAGACAAACCUAGGCCCUGUGGCAGACCCCGAAAGGCAGCCACAGAGAUGGCGGCUGGAGACAGAGCCAGGCUCGGGGGCUGUCCGCGAAAGGCAGUGGCGGAGGCAGUGGCUGGAGACAAAGCUAGGCCCAGGGGCAGGCCGCGAAAGAUAGCCGCGGCAGCUGGAGACAGGGCCAGGCCCGGGUGUAGGCUGCGAAAGGCAGCCGAGGAGCUGAUGGCUGGGGACAAAGCCAGGCCCGGGGGCAGGCCGCGAAAGACAGCCGUGGAGCUGGGGGCUAGAGACAAACCCAGGCCCGGGGGCAGGCCGCGAAAGGCAGCCGCGGGGCUGGCUGCCGGAAAUAAACCCAGGCCCGGGGGCAGGCCACGAAAGGCAACCGCGGAGCUGGCAGCUGCAGACAAAGCCAGGCCUGGGGGCAGGCCGCGAAAGGCAGCCGGGGAGCUGGCAGCUGGAGACAAAGCCAGGCCUGGGGGCAGGCCGCGAAAGGCAGCCGGGGAGCUGGCAGCUGGAGACAAAGCCAGGCCUGGGGGCAGGCCGCGAAAGGCAGCCGGGGAGCUGGCAGCUGGAGACAAAGCCAGGCCUGGGGGCAGGUGA